CGACCAGCUGGUCCAGUGGAUCCAAAACUUCAUCAAUUGGCCGAAGUGUGCAGGAAAGGCGAGGGCUUUUCUCCGCACUUGACCCAUUUGCGGACACACAAACGCUUGCCGAGCCCAGAGAAGUCAUGUACUGAGAGCAAACCGAGGAUGCGGAGCCCAGAAACGGACAGUGAGCACUCGGAGACGGACUCAGUCGGCUCCACCACGGACAGUCAGUCCAGUGGAUUGGGUGCGGUGCGCCACCAGCGACGGAGCACCCAGCGUCCGGAUGUCUUUAGCAUUAAGGCCAUGGCGCCUAGACCCAAUGCCGGACCCGGCGGCUGGUUAUGUCUACUGCUGCCGCUGGCCUUGACCGUCCGAUUGUUGCAUCACGCCACGCCGGCAUGCAAGGACCAGGCAAGGAUGCAGUGGCUCCUCACGGUGGCCGCAGGCGGUAUGGCUCUCGAAACACUGUGUUUCUUCAUCUAUGCCUUUGUGAAGACGGGCAUUUUGGUUAAAUGCCUGGUGAGCCUGUUGCCCGGAGUGGCCACCAGUUUGAGCUUCUAUCUGCUGGUGGACACCUCGCUGACUUUCGCCAUUAUCGUGGGAUUCGUGAUGACCUCUGCGUAUCAGCAAAUCUAUAUUUAUACACUACGUGGCUUCCAGAGAUCCUUCACGUAUGGAGAAGCCUCGGUUUUCGUCCAGGGACUGGUGCUCUUCGCUUUGAGUGCCAUCCACCGGCUAGGUGGAUUCUUCUGCGGCGGUUCUUGGCCAAGUGAGGAAUUUGAGACGCUCGACAUGAUCAUGGUGAGUGCCCUAUUUUGCCUGCUGGUGUUCUGCGUGGCUCUCGUCCUCUUCCCAUCGCUGAGGAAGCCUUACCGCUUCUACUUGUGGACGCUGUUGCUCCUCUUGGCUGUCACCUGCAUGCCGGUGACGCGACCUCUUCCUCUGCUGGCACUUGUGCAGUUCCUGCUCCGGGAUCAGGAAAGACUGGCCAUCUUGGUCUUCUACAUGCUGCUGGUUGUGCUAACCUGCCUCACAGUCGCCUGGCAAAUUGGAAGCUCCGCGAAGGCCAAUACACGUGUGCGCAAGAUCUUCCACCUGCUCAUUGUUAUGGUCUAUAUACCCGGAUUGAUCUUCGAGUGCGCCCUGCUCUACUUGGCCACUGGCGUGGCGUUGGCUGCUUUCGUGGUCCUGGAGCUGCUGCGUCUGCUGAAGAUUCCGCCAUUCGCGGAUAGACUAGCCCUGGCGUUCAGCACAUUCAAGGACGAAAAGGACGCCGGAGAGUUGGCUCUAACUCCGUUCUGCUUGCUCAUCGGCUGCUCAAUGCCCAUUUGGAUGACACCAUGUCCGUGCUCUGGCGACAAUACUCUGGCCUUGCUUUCGGGGAUUCUAGCAGUCGGCGUUGGAGACACUGCAGCCAGUGUAGUGGGCUCCAAGCUGGGACGCAACAAGUGGGGAAGAUCUUCCCGCUCCCUGGAGGGCACCAUUGCGUUCGUGGUGUCCAUUCUCAUGGCCGUCUGGCUGCUGGCGAUUUCCGGCCUGGUGGCCAUGAGCCAGGCCAAGUGGUUCGCCACCAUAUUCGCAGCACUGAAUUCGGCUCUGGUGGAGGCGUUCACCGACCAGGUGGACAACCUGGUACUACCACUGAUAUUCUAUACCAUUGUGGGCCUGGCCUAAAUAAUUAGUUUUAGUGUACGCAUUCCUCGGUGUAUUUAUAUAUAAAAUAGCGCGGUUUAACUGAGUGUUUAAUAAGAAAGUUUAUAAAACUAUAUUCCAUAUCACA
This is a messenger RNA of Drosophila sechellia, 1765 nucleotides long. RefSeq names its product Dolichol kinase (gene Dolk). Gene Ontology annotation, biological process: dolichyl monophosphate biosynthetic process. The coding region runs from base 148 to 1659 and encodes 503 amino acids. Lineage: Eukaryota; Metazoa; Arthropoda; Insecta; Diptera; Drosophilidae. The transcript has 4 exons. Gene Ontology annotation, molecular function: dolichol kinase activity. Gene Ontology annotation, cellular component: endoplasmic reticulum membrane. The record is from RefSeq and is a predicted model, not a curated record.